AUGCCGCUCAACCCCUCGCACGCGCAAGAAUUAUUUGAACGAUGGGGGUUGGACUUUGUCGAACCACUCAAAGUCAGCCAUGCUAGGCAGUGCAGAUACAUCGUGGUAGCCACAAAAUAUUUGACUAAGUGGGCGGAAGCACGAGCCCUACCCGAUAACUCGACGGUGAGUACAACCAGAUUUAUUUAUGAGCAAAUCAUUACUCGUUAUGAUAUCCCCAUGCAACUGACGAGUGACCGAGGUGGCCAUUUUGUCAACCAUGUUAUUAAGUUUCUCACAACAAAAUUUAAGAUUUUCCAUUCUCUGUCAAGUCCUUACUACCCUCGAGCCAACGGGCAGGCAGAGGCCACGAACAAGAUCCUUGUAGGAGUCAUUUAUAAGUCGUAUGGGGUCGAAGGGGAAGAUUGGGAAGAGAAGUUACCCUCCGUGUUAUGGGCUUACCGCACGACGUACAAAGUGACUACAGGACAAACACCCUUCCAAAUUAUGUAUGGGCAGGGAGCAGUGGUGCCCGCCAAAUUCAUGGUACCGAGUCUUCGUAUUGCAAUAGAAAAUAGACUCGGCGAUAUGGAGAGCCUGAGGGAGCGACUUUAUGUUCUGAAUAAACUUGAUGGGAAGUGGAUGAUGGCUCAGUGGGCAACCGAGACAAUGCAGCAAAGGAGGAAUUUGUGGCACGAUAAGCAUCUAAAGCGAAUGAAGUUCACCCCAGGACAACUCGUGUUGAAAUAUAAUGGGCGAAAUGAAAUUAAACCUGAAAAAUUUAAAGUGAGGUGGCUAGGACCUUACAAAGUUCGCGAAGUCGUAGCAAAUGGAUCGGUUUGA
Molecule: messenger RNA, 822 nt
Organism: Cryptomeria japonica (Japanese cedar)
Lineage: Eukaryota; Viridiplantae; Streptophyta; Pinopsida; Cupressales; Cupressaceae
Exons: 1
Coding region: 1-822 (273 amino acids)
Biological process (GO): DNA integration
Molecular function (GO): nucleic acid binding
Source: RefSeq, a predicted model, not a curated record